AUGAGGGACGGGGAUAUCCCUUUCUCGAGCAAAAAGGGUUCGGAGACCAAAAAUUGCAUCAUCGAUUGUCCUCAAAUGCGGCACAGAAACGAACCACCUGGUAUGCCGCCCCUAAUGGAGACUCAUAACACCAAUUACUCGCGACACAAAGGGAAUGAGGGACUGGUACUUUCCUUUAUCGAACAAAAGAACUCGAGUACCAAACCUCCAUUCUCGAUUGUCCUCAAAUGUGGCACAGAAUCGAACCAGUUGGGCGAGCUCAGUCGAUCCUUCCGACCACCUCACUCCAAAUUGCCAUAA
Acaulospora colombiana is the source of this 300-nucleotide messenger RNA. The record is from the annotation of a GenBank genome assembly. NCBI's taxonomy places the organism in Eukaryota, Fungi, Glomeromycota, Glomeromycetes, Diversisporales, Acaulosporaceae.